This is a messenger RNA of Toxorhynchites rutilus septentrionalis, 1650 nucleotides long. RefSeq lists its product as uncharacterized. NCBI's taxonomy places the organism in Eukaryota, Metazoa, Arthropoda, Insecta, Diptera, Culicidae. Gene Ontology annotation, molecular function: nucleic acid binding. Gene Ontology annotation, biological process: DNA integration. The record is from RefSeq and is a predicted model, not a curated record. The coding region runs from base 1 to 1650 and encodes 549 amino acids. The transcript has a single exon.
AUGGUUCCGGAUGAUGAUACGGAUGAAAGUGACAAGGAGUUACGGGAGGCGUAUGUGUGCAGUCAUCUGGUCAGGCAACCGCUAAUAGAUCCUGAAAGAUUUUCGCGGUUUGAAAAAAUGUUGCGCUCGGUGGCAUAUGUUCAUCACUUUGUGGAUAACCUGCGAACUUCGAAGAAUAAUGAAUCAACGGGUACUGUUGGGAUAACUAGCGUGGAAAUUCGCAAAGCUGAGAGAACGUUGUGGUUGAUCGCGCAAUCUGAAGCGUUUCCGGAUGAAGCUGCUAUCUUAAAGGCGAAUUUAGAACGGAGUGGUGGGGACCAGAAACAAAUUGGAGCUUCUAGCUGUCUACUAAAGCAGUCACCAUUCGCGGACGAAUACGGGGUGUUGAGAGUAGGCAGUAGAGCUGCGGACGCGCAAGUAAUGGCUUACGACUCGAUGUUCCCUAUUAUUCUGCCUAGAAACCACAAAAUUACGGAGCUGCUGCUGGAUUUUUACCACAGGAAUUACAGACAUGCACACGAUGAGACCAUAGUGAAUGAGGUGCGUCAGAAAUUCCAUGUCCCACGGCUGCGAGUGGAAGUACGCCUUAUUAGAAAACGGUGUAUGUGGUGCCGGGUGUACAAGACAACGCCGAUUGCCCCUAAAAUGGGGCCGCUACCUGCGGUACGAUUGGAACCGUAUGUACGGGCGUUCACUUACGUGGGUGUAGACAUCGUUGGUCCGUAUUUGGUGAAGGUCGGACGACGCGUAGUCAAACGAUGGGUGUGUCUUUUCACGUGCCUCACUAUAAGAGCCAUCCACCUAGAGAUAGUAGCCAGUUUAACCACGGAUUCGUGUAAGAAGGCAAUUAGGAGAUUCAUUGCACGACGGGGUUCCCCUCGGGAAAUAUACUCCGACAAUGGCACUAAUUUUGUAGGAGCAAGUCGUGAGCUACAGGACGAAAUCAGCAGGAUUCAUUCUGAAUUGGGUAGUACAUUCACAAAUGCCCAAACCCAGUGGCGUUUCAACCCUCCCGCUGAUCCUCAUAUGGGGGGCUGCUGGGAGAGGAUGGUGCGGACCGUAAAAUCAGCACUUGGAUGCGUUCCAAUAGUGCGGAAGCUAGACGAGGAGUCGCUUGCUUGCUUGAUGGCAGAAGCUGAAAGCAUGGUCAAUUCGCGACCAUUGACGUUUAUCCCGCUGGAAACGGCUGACCAUGAAUCGUUGACGCCCAACCAUUUUUUGCUUCUCAAUUCCAAUGGUGUGAGAGAACCGAAGAAGCUAUCAACAGAUGAAAGAAUGGCAUUGAAAAAUAGUUGGAACAUGGUUAAGCACACGAUGGACAAAUUCUGGCACCGUUGGUUGGUAGAAUACCUCCCAACUAUUAUUAGACGGACGAAGUGGUUUCAAGACGUAAGACAGAUCGAAGUGGGAGACCUGGUGCUUGUGGUGGACGAGAAUAUCCGGAACCGGUGGUUACGUGGACGAGUGAUCCAUACAGUUUCGGGAAAAGACGGAGUAGCACGUAGUGCAGAGGUGAAGACAUCCGUAGGGAUUUUAAAAAGACCUGUUACAAGACUGGCUUUGCUGGACGUGGAAAAAUCGGGUGACACUGAACCGGAAGUUAAGGCAACACGGGGGGGAGACUGUUCGCCGCAAAUGCCCCUCGUAUAG